GGUGGGCGCGGCCGCACUUCCGCCAUGGCGGCGGGGCGGGGCUGGGCUGCCAUGGCGGCGCCGGCGCUGCUGCGGCGGUCCUGGGUAUUGGCGCUGGGCGGCCGGACGAGCCGGUGCUCCGCUUCCCCGCGCCCAGGCCGAGCGCCGCCGAGGGCCCCGGCCGGCCCUGCCCGCCCCGCCGGCUCCCUGCUGCGCUGGGCAUCGUCCUUCUCCGAGCCGGGCCCGACGGAGAGCGGCCCCAGCGAAGGACAGAUCUUCCUCAGCGAGAGCUGCGUGAAGCGGCUGCUGGAGAUCACAGAAGGAUCAGAGUUUCUCAGGCUGCAGGUGGAAGGAGGUGGCUGCUCUGGCUUCCAGUACAAGUUUUCCUUGGACACAGUUAUCAAUCCUGAUGACAGAGUGUUCGAACAAGGUGGUGCCCGUGUGGUAGUGGAUGUGGACAGCCUGGCCUUUGUGAAAGGAUCUAUGGUGGAUUUCAGCCAAGAGCUGAUACGAAGCUCCUUCCAGGUGGUGAGCAACCCCCAGGCAGAGAAGGGUUGUUCAUGUGGGACUUCCUUCUCUGUCAAAUUCUGACUGGACUUCUCAUGGAUGGACACUGUUUGCAGACACUUUUGGCAAUCUCCAGAGGGUUUGUGUUUGUUCUUUUCCCUGCUGCUCCCUCUCAUCUCCCUUACACUGUGACGCAGCUGUUACACAUUACUGCAGCUGUGUGUGUGUUUGCACUGAGCCUGUCUCCAAGAUUUGUUGGCCUUCCCUUCAGAAAUGAUGAAGUUACCAUGAGCACACACACAGGAGCAUCUUCAGCGCCUUGUGAACCACAGGCCAGGUGGUGCUGACCUGCCCUGUCCUGAAUGUGGAACUACUUAACUGUCUCUACAAGAGAAGGCUGUAUAUAUAUGUGUGUGUAUGUUUAUUGAAAGGUCUUACUAAAAAAAGUCUAUGAGACUGA
Molecule: messenger RNA, 946 nt
Organism: Oenanthe melanoleuca
Lineage: Eukaryota; Metazoa; Chordata; Aves; Passeriformes; Muscicapidae
Gene: ISCA2
Product: iron-sulfur cluster assembly 2
Exons: 4
Coding region: 25-570 (181 amino acids)
Biological process (GO): iron-sulfur cluster assembly
Cellular component (GO): mitochondrion
Molecular function (GO): iron ion binding; 2 iron, 2 sulfur cluster binding; 4 iron, 4 sulfur cluster binding
Source: RefSeq, a predicted model, not a curated record